Messenger RNA from Myzus persicae (green peach aphid), 1158 nucleotides. RefSeq lists its product as uncharacterized. Bases 1 to 1158 code for a protein of 385 amino acids. NCBI's taxonomy places the organism in Eukaryota, Metazoa, Arthropoda, Insecta, Hemiptera, Aphididae. The record is from RefSeq and is a predicted model, not a curated record. The transcript has a single exon.
AUGUUGAGCAAAUGGACUAGCAAUAGUGCCAUCGUCCUCGAGUCUGUUUCUCCCGAUGACCGCGUGCUGUCUAUAUCGUUCGACCCGCGCGAAGAACACGCCGUAAAGGUACUAGGUUUGCAUUGGGACCCGAUUACCGAUAAAUUUGCCUAUCAUACGAGUCUUAACCAAAUUUCAUCGACGAAGCGCCAGGUGUUGUCCGUCAUUGCGCGUUUGUUCGACCCUAUCGGCGCCUUAGGCCCUAUGCUUUUAUGGGUAAAAUAUUUUAUGCAGCGAUUAUGGUGCGAUAAGCUCGGGUGGGACGACCCGAUGUCCCCCGAACUGCAAUCUAUGUGGCAACAAUUUUGCACUGAGCUUCCGCUUGUAUUCGACCUAAAUCUUCCACGUCACAUCGACGUCAUCUGUCAUCAGGACGUUCAGCUAUUGGGUUUCGCGGACGCAUCGAUCAAAGGAUAUGCGGCGGUUGUGUAUCUCCGUUUCAUCAACGCCGCCGGUGACAUUUCCGUCAAAUUCAUCACCUGUAAAACCAAGGUCGCUCCUCUGAAGAGUGCAGCCGCCAACGAGUCGCUUUCCAUACCUCGCUUGGAAUUAUGCGGGGCCCUGCUGCUGGCCCAGACACUUCAUCACGUUCAAUCUGUGCUGUCCACCGAAGUGUCUAUAUCUCGUCUGCGCGCGUGGUCGGACUCGUCAGUUGUUCUUUCGUGGUUGACCGCGGACCCUAAACAAUUUAAAAUAUUUGUGACCAAUCGGGUCGCUAAAAUACUUCAGUUAUUACCGGAUUGCGUGUGGAAUUAUGUAUCAACGCACGAUAAUCCUGCAGAUCCAGCAUCCCGUGGACUUAUGCCAAAAUUAAUGUUGUCCUCGUCCAUUUAUUGGGACGGUCCGGAGUUCGUACGACUUCCCGAAGACCAAUGGCCGCCGUCGAAAUUUACACCGCUCGUUUCGAGCCAGUUGCCUGAAACUCGGCCUAAUGUUGUCUCGAUGUUGGUCGCCAACGCUCAUCCGUCUUCGUUGGAUUUUAUUGGUAAAUUUUCGUCGCUCGGUAAAAUGUUACGAGUGUUAUCUUACGUCACGCGAAUAUCUGUCCACAUUGCAAAGUCGUCACAAAUGGUUCAAGACGUCUCCGAAUAUGUCGAUUGGCGACAUGGUCAUUGUUGA